GAUAAACAAACUGAGUUUGGAACAAGUUAAGUCCUAAAUUGCAAUGAAUUGUAUUUUAACCGUUGUUGCUGUGUUCUCCUUCCACUUAAUCUACUCAUCAGGCUUCAACGACACAGUCGUAAAUCCGGAAGUUGAAGAUGUUCUUUGGACUUCCCAAACUUUUUUAAUUCCGACUGGGCUCUCAUUUUCUUCUCUGGACACGACAGCACUAGAAUCAAUCGAUAAUCCUCGUUGGAGGCCUCCUAGAAUGCAGGGAAGCAACCGAAUGAACUACCAGCUGCGUUCUCAGUGGCGGCAUCGCAACGAAUCCUACGAGGCUUGUGGGAGGUACAGUCGCUUUUACUGCCUGCACGCGUACGAGACAGAUGCAGAAGCUGUAGCGUUCGAAUAUACAAGCAGACAACAUAAUGCAAUGGUCAUAUUACAAGAUCCAAGCUUCAUGGGAUUGGAAUUAGAAAAUAACCUUGAAGUAAAUAUAGAAAGCGAGUGUACUGAAGCAUUGCGACCUAUCUUCAGAAGACAUAACUUGUUUUACGGACGCAGAACUUGCUGUGCGGGCCAAUGUGAGAGAUACCGAGAGCAUGGUUUUUCUAGAAUGAUGAUGACACUUCGCGAAUACAUUUCGAAGCUAACUGACUACUCUGAAACAGGAAAGCAGUUGAAUUACAUCCGAUCUUUUUUCCAACUUCGAUGCCGAGUCAACGUUAUCACGAAAAUAGGCUUUGGACAAGGCGAACUGCGAAGACACAGUCAUCCUUAUUUGAGCUCCCUUCCUCUAGCCGGCUUCAAUUAUGUGCUGGGAAUUGAAGAUAUUGAUUUUGAUAUCGAAAUACCAUAUGACAAUCCAGAAGAUUUUCUGACGUUCAAGUGGUUCAAGCACAACGUUAUAUGUCGAGAUCAACCCUGGAUCUGUGGCUAUGAAGAAGCGGAGACCAGUAUUAAUACGAGUCCAAACAGAGAUAGAUCUGGUGUUUCCUCGCCAAGAGUUAAUCUGGGUGGCAUUUUUAGAGAAAGACAACCUUGAGCAUCAAUGAAAAUAUGUUCAUUAUAAGCGUCGUGUUAUUGUUUUUGAAUAAACUGCUUUUUAAAAGAACAUGCUUCAAAUAUUUUACCAUGAUCAAUUUUUGCAACCAGCUUUUUGCCAUUUUUUU
This is a messenger RNA of Symsagittifera roscoffensis, 1151 nucleotides long. RefSeq lists its product as uncharacterized. The record is from RefSeq and is a predicted model, not a curated record. NCBI's taxonomy places the organism in Eukaryota, Metazoa, Xenacoelomorpha, Acoela, Convolutidae. The transcript has 4 exons. Bases 44 to 1024 code for a protein of 326 amino acids.